Mytilus californianus (California mussel) is the source of this 4126-nucleotide messenger RNA. RefSeq names its product small integral membrane protein 14-like. Gene Ontology annotation, cellular component: endoplasmic reticulum. The transcript is spliced from 5 exons. The coding region runs from base 107 to 409 and encodes 100 amino acids. NCBI's taxonomy places the organism in Eukaryota, Metazoa, Mollusca, Bivalvia, Mytilida, Mytilidae. The record is from RefSeq and is a predicted model, not a curated record.
UUUUGGUAUAACCGGAAGUUGACAAGUAAACACCUUUGGCAGUAUCAUCUGGCAGACAAGAACCUUUCCCUUUUCAAAAUUUCAACAGUUUUAGGAGAAAUAUAAGAUGGCUGACUUUGAUCCAUGUGAGUGUAUAUGGAAUCAUGAAAAUGCUAUGCAAAGACUCAUAAAUAUGCUAAGAAACACACAGUCAUACUGUACAGAUAACGAAUGUGUAACAGAAUUGCCAGGAGCAGACAGUGCCCCCGAUGGAGGGUUCAGCACUAUGAUGUUAAUGAUGAUGGGGUGGAUGGUUGUUGCCACAGCUUUAUAUCUCCUCCGUCCCAGAAGUCUCAGACAAAGAGGUGAUAUGAAACCAGAGAGGAAUAAUGACCCCAGUCCUCCACCUCCAGGACCAUCAGUUUCAUAGAUAGUAAAGGAUCAUUAAAUCUCCACGGACCAGUGCAAAAAAAGGACAUUCUACUGUGAUCACGGAAUAAAAUAUAAACAAUUUUCUACUUAUAUUAUUAACGGUGAAAUUGACCUUUUCCUUGAAGACCACUAGUUUUUAAAUAUUGACUCUUUUAAAUUCCUUUUUAAUAUACUCGGGUUAAAUUAUGAAUAAAAAAGAUCAUUCUUAACAGGAAUUAUCAAAGCAGGAUAUGAAGAUAAUUUAGUUCAUAAAUUUCAAUAUUUAUAUAUAUGUAUAUCUGAUCUAUUUUUGACUCCGAUAUCUAUCCUGUUUAGUGCAUUCCUUGUCAUACAUUUUUAAUACUGCACAAAAUAAACAAUAUCUUUUUUAUGAACAAUUACCAUAGUAGCUUGUUAUAUUUUUUGUAAGGUUAUGAGCAUAUUCACAUUUCCUGUAUCUAAAUAUAGAAAAUAAAUAUAAAGCAUUAAAAGUGCUAGAGCUUUUAGUAAGUACUUCAUGACUGUAAUACUGGUAUAAAUGAGGUCAAAUUUGAUAACUGGAAUUUUCUAUACAUAGUGACUGUUAUAAAGGUAUCAAGGUAUAUUUCAUUACAAGAUCCUAUGAAUGUGAGUUCUAACAUGAAAUUGGCAGAGUGUUACUAUUACUGUAUAACCUGCCUUGCCUACAUUAUGAGAGGAAUAAUUUUUAUUUUACUAAAUAUGGAUUUGAAAUUAUAUUUAUCUGAAAACUGGUUAUCAUAAAACUAUUUCUGGAAUAUCCAUUGCAAUGUUUUGUACAUAUAUUUAUGUAAAGUUUUGAAUAUAUGUAAAUAAUAGCAGUUAGCUGUUUAUUUAAUAUUUUUGUACACAAGAAACAUAAAUGAUUUUUGUGAGACCCAGUUAGUAACCCUGUAAUGUAGAUUUGCCAAGGUAGUAGAAAAAACCAGUUCAAUGCCAUGUAAUAUCUUUGUUAAUACCUGGAUUUUAUAUAUGAUGAUGGCUGAUACUUUAUUUUGUCCGGGUAGAUUACUGAAAUGAACGGACUUACUGGAUGAACAAAAUAACCUGACUCUAUAUGGUAUUGCAGACAUAGGUCUUUUGGCUUGAUAAUUCAGGAGUAAACAACGUUUAGGUCUUUGUAGACAUUUCCUCAAAAACAAAACAAACUACAUCUCUUAAUGUCUUCUGUUGGGUUUGCUGUAUUAUUGACCUAUGCCCUAUAUCUCCUUUUGUUUAAACUUAUAUUGUUUUUUUCUGCUGUAUUUUGUGUCUCGUGUAUAUUUCCCUUUUGGAAGAAAUGGGUUUUUUUUUAUGCAGAGUAUUUACCGGGAAGACCUGUAUUUGUAAACAUUUAUAUAUGAACCGAGAGUAACAUAACUAAAAGUCUAUAUAACAUUAGGAAUCUUAUUGUUGAUAUUGUUGUUAAACCUUUGUACAUGUAAUACCUUGUUAUAAUUAUUAAUGAUGAUGGGAUUUUAGUUCAUUAUCUCACAACGGUUAUCCCGAUUCAAAAUCUGCGGAGACAUGCAAAUCCAAAGGAGCAAAUAAUGAAACAUUUGCAUCAUUAUAUAUGGAGUAAAAUGUGGAUCCUUUCCCAUGGUGAAUAAUUCUUCUGGGAAUCAGAUCCAGAUUUUACUUAUCCACAGUUACAAACUUUUCAUUAAUUGCCCCUUGGUUUCGGAUCGGGAUACCCGGUAUGUAUCUUAAUUGGAUAUUUUUUUGUGGAAAGCUAUUCACAAAUUUCACAAUAGCUGUGGGUAUCAACCAGUGCUUUGUGAUUGAUCAUCCACAAUACAGGGCUUAUAGAGUGACCAUUGGAUGAAGUGGUUAAUGAAAAUGAAAAUAUUGUAACAAAGUAUUACAUUUGUUAUUGUUGCUUGUUAUUUUAUUUUUUCCUAUGCAUAUAUGGUUGUACAUCCAUUAGGGUUUUUUUUAUCGAAAAGUGUAUUUCUUUAUUGUUUGAUGUUGUCAUUUUAGAAAAAAAUUGUCUUUGGAGUUGUCUUGUAGCAAAGUUCAAUCAUAAGUUUUGUUGAAAUUAUGAAAAUAAAUCGACUGAACUUUUCUUUGAAUGUAAUGACGGAAAUUUUGUAUUUCAAAUGUGUUGUUAUGCAUUUUCAUGUACUGCUACUGUCGUACUACAAAAGAGUAACCAAUAGAAUUUGAAGAAUUUCAAAAUUAAUAUUCUAGUCAUAUGAACGUUUUACAUUUGUAUUAAGCUUUCAGCCUUUUUGAAAAGUUCAAGUAUUUUACCCUUGUAAAAAACCAUUUAGAAUGAACUAAAUAUAAAAGUGUAAUUUUUUUUGGUGUUAUUUCGUUACUUCUUUGCCAAUGGUAUCAUGAUUUCACGAUUUAUUUGUUUAUGUUGGAUAAUUAUUUUUAUUACAUUGUUGCUAUUUUAGUUUAAAGAUUAUACAUUGCAUUCAUGUUAAAUCAUCUAAUGAAAGUUUUGGACAUAACAGAGAAAAGCUUUUAGGGUUUUCCAUUAAAACUUGUAAAGUGAAGAGAAGACACUUUAAAAUUGAUAUAUCAAAUAUUUACUCAAAAGACAAAAGCCAUACCUGGCAAGCUUUUAUAGUUCACACAAAGUAACCCUUGCUGAUGUCAAGUGAAAACAGUGAAGCAGGACUAUUGUUGUAGAUUUGGGAUUUACUUUUAACCCUGUCAAAUAAAAUCUGUUAUAUUUGAAAGUGAAUCACUCAUAAUCACCAGCUUUCACUGAAAAAUCACCACGAAGAGUGACUUUUGAGUGAAUCAUCUUUUGUGAACCGUUUGUGCGAUUCCCUAAUUUACGAAGAGUUUCUUUGGAGACUUUACUUGUUUUAAUAUAACAGUCUUAAUGUGUAACACCAUUAUAUUGUCAUUGUUAUUAUAAUUGUUAACUGUUGGGAAACCAUGGGAAUGUAACUGAGCUAGUGUUUGGUUUGAAAAAAUACAAUUUUAAUAAAAUCAUUGGCUUUAGGCUUUUUUCAUCACAGGUCAAGUUUAUAAGGAAUUCAUUUUUCAAUUAAUUGUUAAAGAAGUUGGUCAAAGUAUACAAAUUUAGAUUUUUCUUCAUUUUGACUUUGUUGAGAGAUGAUUUUAAUUUUCAUCAAUAAAAGGGGCUUUGAAAGCACUUGUUAUGAUAUAGCCCUUUUUUUCGCUUAUGUGGCGUCAAGCAAAUAACAUCAACCCUAUGAAAGUAAAUAUUAUUGUGAAGUUAUUUUGAUGGGCAUACAGCUAACUGUACAAAUUUGACAAAAGUUCUCUUUCCAAAAGCAAAAUUGAGGAGGCAAACACAUAAAAGAAGUUUAGGCUAUAAUCCUAUUUAUGCUUAUUGAUAUGUUUUGUUCUUUGUGACAUUGUAAAGAGCAGUAUUACGCCUAAAUUUAAUUUGGUGAUAAUUAAUUUUCUUGCAAGUGGUUUAUUUCAAUCUAAUAUAAUGAAGAGCUGUUUAAAAAAAUGUUUAAACAAAAAAUUUUUUCGGUGGAAAUUUGCUGUUCACCUUAGAUUUCAAUAGCUCUACAUAAUAUUCAAAUUUAACUGACUAGUUGCAAAAAAUCAGUUAACACCUGUUAAAGUUUGGAUGUAAUUUUAACUUUUAAGUUAUGGUCAGUUGCCAAGAAACUGUUUUAAGAGACCACUAAGGAAAGAUACUGAUGUUUGAAAUGUAUUUUUUUUUUCAUAAUAUUUUCAUACUCUGUGAUAUUAUAAAUUUCUGAUUCUCAUGUCAUCAAUAAAAUGGAUGUGGGAAAAAAUA